Messenger RNA from Saimiri boliviensis boliviensis (Bolivian squirrel monkey), 729 nucleotides. Its product is annotated as myeloblastin. Gene Ontology annotation, biological process: proteolysis. Gene Ontology annotation, molecular function: serine-type endopeptidase activity. The record is from RefSeq and is a predicted model, not a curated record. Lineage: Eukaryota; Metazoa; Chordata; Mammalia; Primates; Cebidae.
CACUCACGGCCCUACAUGGCCUCCCUGCAGCUGCGGGGGACCCGGGGCAGCCAUUUCUGUGGGGGCAUCUUGAUCCACCCCAGCUUCGUGCUGACGGCCGCACAGUGCCUGCAGAAUACACCCCACAACCUGGUGAACGUGGUGCUUGGAGCCCACAAGCUGCAGGAGCCAGAGCCCACCCAGCAGGAGUUCUCGGUGGCCCAAGUGUUCCAGGACGGCUACAACGCAGAGAAGGACCUGAAUGAUGUUCUCCUGAUCCAGCUGAGCCGCCCAGCCACCCUCAACGCCUUCAUCGCCACAGUCCAGCUGCCACAGCAAGACCAGCCGGUGCCCCACGGCACCCAGUGCCUGGCCAUGGGCUGGGGCCGCCUGGACACCCACGGCCCCCUGGCCCGGGUCCUGCAGGAGCUCAAUGUCACCGUGGUCACCUUCCUGUGUCGGCAGCAUAACAUAUGCACGUUCGUGCCCCAGCGCAGGGCUGGCAUGUGCUUUGGAGACGGAGGUGGCCCCCUGAUCUGUGAUGGCGUCGUCCAGGGCUUACACUCCUUCAUGAUCAAAGGAUGUGCCAGCCGCCAGUACCCCGACUUCUUCGCGAGGGUGGCACUCUAUGUUGACUGGAUCCACUCCACACUGCGCCGUGUGGGGGCCGAGGACAGCCCCCGAGCCUCCCCUCCUCCCACGGCCCCGGUCCUCCUUGAGGAGGAGGCUGGGGAUAGGGAAGCACCCUGA